AUGGCUUCCGCUUCACACAACCUUGCUGACCCAUGGACAGCCUCAGGUCUUCCUCAAAGGCAGCAAGCCUUCCUAAAACAAUAUUUUGAAGCACUAGAUGCUGAGCCGGAGAAAGGUGCCCGAAACUGGGCCAACAGCUUCGCUGAAGGCGGCAAAUUUGUCAACGGGACUAUGGUUAUCGAAAGCUCAAAAGAUCUCGAACAAGAGCGUUAUGGAUACUGGAAGGCAUGGCCACAUCUGUACCAUGUCGUAAAGCGCAUUUACCUGCUCCCGGGAGCCGAGCAUUCCGAUUUUGUAGUGAUUGGGAAUUGGGCGGUCAAACGCCCAGAUGGUUCGACUCUAGAACGUGACACGGCCGCCAACUUCCACUUAGUCGAUCAGAGGGGGGAGCUAAAGAUUCAGAAAAUGGAGGUGUAUGCGGAUCCAACUCCGCUGCUAGAAAUCAUGAACUCCUGA
This is a messenger RNA of Exophiala aquamarina CBS 119918, 456 nucleotides long. RefSeq lists its product as uncharacterized. The transcript has 3 exons. The coding region runs from base 1 to 456 and encodes 151 amino acids. NCBI's taxonomy places the organism in Eukaryota, Fungi, Ascomycota, Eurotiomycetes, Chaetothyriales, Herpotrichiellaceae. The record is from RefSeq and is a predicted model, not a curated record.